Phytophthora infestans T30-4 is the source of this 960-nucleotide messenger RNA. RefSeq lists its product as uncharacterized. Lineage: Eukaryota; Oomycota; Peronosporomycetes; Peronosporales; Peronosporaceae. The transcript is spliced from 5 exons. The record is from RefSeq and is a predicted model, not a curated record. Gene Ontology annotation, cellular component: cytoplasm. Gene Ontology annotation, molecular function: ubiquitin protein ligase activity; zinc ion binding. The coding region runs from base 1 to 960 and encodes 319 amino acids.
AUGAGGAGGAGAUGUGACACACACUGUAGCUAUCCCAUGGGCUACAUGCGUCAGGCAGUAUACGCCUGCAUGACCUGCACACCGGAUGCACUAGAGAAGCCCGAAACGCGCGCCGGUGUGUGUCUGGCUUGCACAUACAAUUGCCACCAGGAUCACGAACUCGUGGAGCUCUACACCAAGCGCUCGUUCCGCUGCGACUGUGGCAACAAAAAGUUCCAUAAAAGUAAUCCAUGCAAGCUGGAAGCAGACAAGGCGGCGACGAACCCUCGCAACACGUACUCACAGAACUAUGGAGGGUUGUACUGCAACUGCCACCGUCCAUAUCCAGACCCCGAACGAACGACACCUGAGGUUAUGGUACAGUGUGUCAUUUGUGAAGACUGGCUGCACGAGGAGCACAUUUCCAAGGAUAAAUCACCUGACGACGCUGUUGCUUCUACCGAUACUGGACACACAGUGUCUCCGGAAAGCUUUGAUGAGCUCAUCUGUCUCGAGUGUAUGCAUAAACACCCGUUCCUCAUGGCCUACACUCAGACUGAAGCGAUUGAAUGUGUGCUUAAAGUCAAGCAGCAACAGCUGGAAGCGCAAGGAACAACGCUACGGCCAACAUUCUGGUCGAGCGAUUGGCGCAGUGACUUGUGUCAAUGCUCCUCCUGUCUGUCUCUAUUUGACAAGCACGACAUCGCGUUCCUCCUGGACCCCGAAGACUCGUUGCACGUGUACGAAGCCAGUGCGAGGGAGAAGAAAACUGCUUCUGACGAGGAAAUGGCUCAACGUGCCUUUGCCAACACGUUGACGCACGAGCAACAAGUCGAGGUUGCUAUGGGCUACAGUCUCAUGAAGAACAACCUCCAGCAAUACCUGGCAGGCUUUGCAGCUGCAGGCAAGACUGUGCGGAAAGAAGACAUCCAGAACUUCUUCGAGACUUUGAGUCAGGCCAAACGGCAGAAGACGGAGUAG